Molecule: messenger RNA, 1629 nt
Organism: Thelazia callipaeda (thelaziosis nematode)
Lineage: Eukaryota; Metazoa; Nematoda; Chromadorea; Rhabditida; Thelaziidae
Source: the annotation of a GenBank genome assembly
AUGAAAAGAAAGCUAAAAGUGAACAAUGGAAGGCGGACAAUUCUAGAAAAUUUCUGGAAACCUAUCACUUCCGAUGAUGACGCAUGCAGAGCUUCUGAUGAAGAGGCAGUAAGUUCGAACUCAUCUUUGAAUGAUCCAACUUAUUGUCCAGAAAAGGAGCAAUCUUGUACUUUGUAUCGACGUCGAAAAUCACAAUUUCGAAGACAUUCUCAUGGCACAACACCAAAAUCAUUGCAUUCUCGUAGACAAUGCAGUGUUGCAACAUCGAAGUCAUUACAUUCUCGAAAGCAUCUCAGUGUUGCCUCAUCAAAGUCGUUUCAGUCUCGAAGACUUUCUAGGGGUUCAUCACCGUUUUUCAAAAGAAUUCUCAAGGGUGGCGGCAUCAGUGGAACAGUGAAUGAGCAUUGUGGUAGGAACGACAUACGUAGUCAGGAAAGUGAAAAUCUAAAGAAUAACAAGAAGAAUAAGGCAAGAAAUGGUGAAUCGAAUAAUUUUCUGAAUGAUUUACCACUAGUCGCAAAGUCACCACCCAUUGGUACAGAAGCAUCUAUGCCAGUCACCGGAAUUACUCUAGGAAAUGAAGAAACAUUUGAUUACUCAAUUGAUAGUUCUUCAAUAAACCUAAAAAGCAAUGACUCAUCAGAUAAAGAAACAUUUAAACGAGGCGUAAGUAAAGAAAAAAAAUCUAAACGUAUAGGAACUUCAAGAAAAAAACGUGGACCAAAGGAAUUCUCAAAUACAGAUUUAUCAUACGAUUUCGUAUUACCACGAAUACAUACGAUAACUAUUGGUAAUUUCGUUCUCGAACCACUAUAUAUGUCACCAUUACCUUUGGAGCUUGUUAAAAAAGGUCAUAUUUAUAUCUGUGAAAAAUGUCUGGAUUUCAAAGAGUGCAAGAAAACGCUGGAAAGGCAUUUGAGCAAAUGUUACAUCAAUCAUCCACCAGGUAAUGAAAUUUUUCGCCAGGACAGUGUUUCAGUUUUCGAAAUUGAUGGUAAUAUAUCUAAAGCCUACAGCCAAAAUUUAUGCCUUUUAGCAAAGCUUUUCAUCGAUCACAAGACGUUGUUUUAUGAUGUUGAACCGUUCCUCUUUUAUGUUUUAACUGUACAUGACUUAACUGGUCUUCAUGUAGCUGGCUAUUUUAGCAAGCAAAAAUUCAGUUCCGAGAACAAUCUUUCUUGCAUAUUAACUUUACCUUCCUAUCAAAACAGAGGAUACGGUCGCUUCUUAAUCGACUUCAGCUUUCUUUUGUCUCGACGCGAAGGAAUAACAGGAACACCGGAAAAACCUCUGUCAGAUCUAGGUAUUUUGGCAUACAGGAGUUAUUGGCGUAGCACAGUGCUUGAAUAUUUCAAAAGACCUAGUUCUAGAAAUCAUGUCGUUCUGUCGAUUGAAGACAUCGCAAAAACUACUGGUAUAUCCGUAGAAGAUAUUAUGAAUACGAUGAUAGAGCUGGGAAUGCUGCAUUUUGAUCACAAAGGAGAAUUAAAGUCCUUGAUUAUCAAUGAUGAUCUCAUCGAAUUGCACUGGUCAAAAGCUUCGAAAGAUGUCAGACGUAUUUGGAUUGAUGAGGAUAACUUAAAGGUUGAUCAUACCUUUUUGUCGUUAAAAAUUACAUGUAUGGAGUAG